Galeopterus variegatus (Sunda flying lemur) is the source of this 2085-nucleotide messenger RNA. It is a transcript of the gene NIF3L1, whose product is annotated as NIF3 NGG1 interacting factor 3-like 1 (S. cerevisiae). The record is from RefSeq and is a predicted model, not a curated record. Gene Ontology annotation, cellular component: cytoplasm; mitochondrion. The coding region runs from base 36 to 1247 and encodes 403 amino acids. NCBI's taxonomy places the organism in Eukaryota, Metazoa, Chordata, Mammalia, Dermoptera, Cynocephalidae. The transcript is spliced from 8 exons.
UGCCCUGCCGUAUGAAAGCAUAGGGCACUAGCGGGAUGGGGGUCCUGCCUCAGGGAUUUACUGGCUGUGCCUCCUGGCUCUUCGGCGUCCUGACACUGUUACCUGAUUCCUGUAUGUUGUCAUCUUGUGUACGCCUGGUCCCCACAACAGUCCGGCCUGUCCAUUCCCUGAUCUGCAAUUCUUCCCGUUCCUUCAUGGAUUUGAAGACUCUCCUUUCCUCCUUGAAUGACUUUGCAUCCCUCUCAUUUGCUGAGAGUUGGGAUAAUGUUGGAUUACUGGUGGAACCAAGCCCACCACAUAUUGUAAACACACUCUUCCUGACCAAUGACUUGACAGAGGAAGUGAUGGAGGAGGCGCUGCAAAAGAAGGCAGAUCUUAUUCUCUCCUACCACCCACCUAUUUUCCGACCCAUGAAGCGCAUAACCUGGAAAACCUGGAAGGAGCGCGUGGUGAUCCGGGCUCUGGAGAACAGAGUUGGUAUCUACUCUCCUCACACAGCCUAUGACGCUGCCCCCCAGGGAGUUAACAACUGGUUGGCUAAAGGGCUUGGAGCUUGUACCUCCAGACCCAUACAUCCUUCCAAAGCUCCCAACUACCCCACAGAAGGAACCCACCGAGUAGAAUUCAACGUUAACCACACCCAAGACCUGGACAAAGUCAUGUCUGCAAUGAAAGGAAUUGUAGAUGUUUCUGUUGCUUCUUUUCCUGCUAGGAUUGAUGAUGAGCAACAAACACGGAUCAGUCUCAAUUGUACUCAGAAGGCUUUGAUGCAGGUGGUGGCUUUUUUGUCCCAAAACAGACAACUUUAUCAGAAGACUGAAAUUCUGUCACUAGAGAAGCCUUUGCUUCUAAAUACUGGAAUGGGACGGUUAUGCACACUGGAUGAAUCUGUCUCCCUGGCAACCAUGAUUGAGCGAAUCAAAAGACACCUAAAACUAUCUCAUAUUCGCUUGGCCCUUGGGGCAGGGAGGACCUUAGAGUCCCUAGUCAAAGUUGUGGCCCUGUGUGCUGGUUCUGGGUGCAGCGUUCUGCGGGGUGUAGAGGCUGACCUCUACCUCACAGGUGAGAUGUCCCAUCAUGAUACUCUGGAUGCUGCUUCCCAAGGAAUAAAUGUCAUCCUCUGUGAACAUAGCAACACUGAACGAGGUUUUCUUUCUGAUCUUCAGGAUAUGCUGGGUGCUCACUUGGAGAAUAAGAUUAAUAUUAUCCUGUCAGAGACAGACAGGGACCCUCUUCAUGUGAUAUAACACAUACAGGAACAUCAGGAUGACACAAUCUACAAAUUGAUUGGAUUCCAACUCAAAUGCCUAACAAGUCAGUGGAGUCGAUAUCCUUCUGGAAGAGUGUCUCAGAAUGUAGUAUCACUUCCACUUUGUUAAUCUGGUUCAUCAAAUGUUUGAUAGCUCAUAAGGUAAAAACUGUAAUGUAACACAUUAAAGAACAAUAUUCAUUAUAAACUCUAUGAAAGAUUGACUAAAAUCUGCUCAACAUUCUUGGGACGUAUCUCAAGUAAUUCCUUAGCUUAAUUGUAGAUGGGAUAUGUCAAUCUAGGUAUCUCUGCCCUUUUGUUAGUUUAAAAAUAUACUUUAAACACUUGGGUCUGAAUACUUAUUUCUAGGUAGUAGCUAUUUUGGAGUGAUAAGGUCUAUAUGUACAUGUUCCUAGAUCCACCUAAUUUCUAAUCUCUCACCUAAAUUUUGAAUCAGGAUGAGGUUGUUUUUUUUUUUUUAAAUACAUGAUCAGUAUUCAUAUUACUAUUACUCUAUUGCUUUGUAGGUGACUCACCUAUAAUUUUAUUAGUACUAUAUAAAGAUGUUUAACUCUCAAAAUAACAUUGACGAUUACUUAUACAGCAUUAGUUUUAUGCCAGGCACUCUACGAGGUGCUUUAUAAACACUAACACUUUCAGUCCUCAUGAAGCAUAUAGGUAUUAUUCCCGUUUUAUAGAUAAGGAAACUGAAGUAGAUUAGGUAGUUUGCCCAAGGCCACAUAGCUAGAAACUGAUGAAGUUAGGAUACAAAUCCAGGCAGUCACCCCCAAGCCUGUGGCUUAACCACUUCUUAAUUAAAUACAUUGACACUGAAA